GAAUAAAAUAGUGCCGUGGAUUAGUGAAGAAGCUUAUUGAGCAAUCUAGUAAUGUCUCCGUGGGGCUUUUUGCUGGAACCAUAAUUAAGAGUGCUUCUGAAGAACUGUAACUGAAAGAGAGAUCUAUUUGGUGGGAUGUAGUUAGAGAGAGAGAGAGAAAAAAAAAGAAUGAAUCAAGAUAAAACAUCUAAAUGCAAGUACCAGAAAAAUCACAGGAUAUCUCAGUGAAUCUGCAAGUGGACUGUCUUCCUUGUGGGUUGACAGGCAGUUCUCGGGCUGCACGAUGGGUUUCCGGAUUCACUUUGUUGUUGACCCACAUGGCUGGUGCUGCCUGGCUGUGAUUGUCUGUGUCUGGCUAUUCAAUGUUGCUAUCAUUCCCAAGAUCAUCAUCCUUCCUCACUAUGAGGAAGGACAUAUUCCAGGCGCAUUAGUAAUACUGUUCUAUGGCCUUGCCAUAUUUUGUCUGGUUGCCUUAGUGAGAGCCUCAAUAACGGAUCCAGGAAGACUCCCUGAGAACCCCAAGAUCCCACAUGGAGAAAGGGAGUUCUGGGAAUUAUGUAACAAGUGUAAUUUGAUGAGACCAAAGCGUUCGCAUCACUGCAGCCGCUGUGGCCACUGUGUGAGGAGAAUGGACCAUCACUGUCCAUGGAUAAACAAUUGUGUUGGUGAAGAUAAUCAUUGGCUUUUUCUCCAGUUGUGCUUCUACACUGAGCUUCUCACUUCCUACGCACUGAUGUUUGCUUUCUGCCACUAUUAUUAUUUUCUUCCACUAAAAAAGCGUAAUUUGGACCUCUUUAUUGUUAGACAUGAAUUGGCUAUAAUGAGAUUUGCUACAUUGUUGGGCAUUACUAUGUUAGUUGGAAUAACUGGGCUCUUUUAUACCCAACUAAUUGGCAUCAUCACAGAUACAACAUCUAUUGAAAAGAUGUCAAACUGUUGUGAAGAAAUAUCGAGGCCUCGAAAGCCAUGGCAGCAGACCUUCUCAGAAGUUUUUGGCACUCGUUGGAAGAUCCUGUGGUUCAUUCCUUUCAGGCAGAGGCAACCACUGCGAGUUCCCUACCACUUUGCCAAUCAUGUCUAAACAGAUGGAUGGUGGGCACAGAUGGGUCCUCCAUGCUGGAAAUGCGUUACAGGUUUAUGAUAAUAGAACUAUGACAGUCUUCAAGUCAAUUAAAAUCCACCCACCAAUCUUAGGCAUCAUAAUGUGCCCCAGGCUUUAUUUUAAUAGUGAUCUUGAUCCUGUUGUGGGACUAAUACAAGAUCUAUAUUUAAGUUUUAAAGCAUGUUUACUUUCAAAUUAGCUUUCCACUGGGAUUUCUUUAAGUGCUUUUGUUAUUGAACUUAAAAGGCAAUGGUUGGAAUGAAAUAAUUGUACAUAAAUUUCUUU
Molecule: messenger RNA, 1387 nt
Organism: Castor canadensis (American beaver)
Lineage: Eukaryota; Metazoa; Chordata; Mammalia; Rodentia; Castoridae
Source: RefSeq, a predicted model, not a curated record